GCGGCCGACCAGGCCUUUGCUGGCUCUGAUUUCACUGGAGCUAAUUCAGACAGCGUCAUCAGCACAUCACAGCUCGUUAACACUGCUCUUGAGGAGUAUAGCACUGUCCUACUGGCACUGACGGAAAACCACCCCGCUCCGCUACGAAUCUUAAACGCUGUCAUCGCCUCCCCGGUCAGUACAGUUUGCCAACAGGUGAAGGUCCUCGCAGACUUCCUCGUGGAGAUCAUUCGUCUUUGUGUGCAGAGCGAGGAGGCCGACAUGGCAAAGCCAGCUCCGCCCUAUACACCCUCAGCAGUACUUCAAGGCCUCUUAACCUUCUGCAUCAAAUAUCGUGUCGUUCCGCUUGAUCGUGUUUUGCUCUCCCUGGUAUGGCACUCCUAUACGGCGAUUGUUAUUCUUUUGCCUCGUGCAUUAUUUGUCUCAGCCCAUGUCAGUCCUAAAGUAGACUGCAGCUGGACCCCUAACUGA
Messenger RNA from Dibothriocephalus latus, 471 nucleotides. Lineage: Eukaryota; Metazoa; Platyhelminthes; Cestoda; Diphyllobothriidea; Diphyllobothriidae. The record is from the annotation of a GenBank genome assembly.